Molecule: messenger RNA, 2355 nt
Organism: Leucoraja erinaceus (little skate)
Lineage: Eukaryota; Metazoa; Chordata; Chondrichthyes; Rajiformes; Rajidae
Product: clathrin heavy chain linker domain-containing protein 1-like
Exons: 12
Coding region: 514-2313 (599 amino acids)
Source: RefSeq, a predicted model, not a curated record
GACCACUGUAAUUAUGAUAACGAAAUGUAAACCUUUACUGCAUCAUUUUGCAUAAAUGUCAUCUCUGCAAAGGUUGGAGAAUUAAAUCUGAAGUUGUUUUUUCAUCAUUGUCGGCUUGGGAGAGAACGGCUGGAUCUGGCAGCGUCCUUAGCAACCGGCGAGAACGGAAUGGCGGCGGAUCAACGGCUGCGUGCACGGAGAAUAAAGUCAACCCUUCUGCUCACUAACUAGUUGUCGAGACCACGAACUGUUUCUCGCUAAACGUUGGUGACUUUGAGCUGCGGGCCGGGUCUCUCCGGCAAGCCGCAGGAUGAGCGAUAGAUCCUCUCGACCGAGAUCAGUCUGACUGGAAAGCUCAGACUGGAAAGCUUGUUGUGUCCAGAUAUUCGGUUUAAACCAUAAACAUCUGCUGUUCCUUCCCUCACAUCCAUUCCCACUGGAAAGCAUUUUAUGUCCAUCUCCUGUUAAACCCAGCGUCUGCAGUUCCUUCCUGCACAUUCAGUCUGACUGGAAAUGGAGGGCGAAGGGCUGCCGGACGAGGGUCUGGAUCAAUGUCGGGAGGUUAUGCCCAUUAUCAGUGAAGUCGACAGAAACCUUCUCAGCCACAUUCGGACGUACAUAGAGACCGAGACUGACCAGCUAGGCAGUACAGCCCAGGUAAUCGACGGGCAGAGGUACAUUAUCUACAAGAAUGCAUUUGACAAGGUAAUCGAAAAUACCACAGCAUAUAAAAAUAUUCUGACGGCCAUCAAACGGGAGUAUGACGAAAGCAUCGAUGUUUUACUCAAAGGGCAAAAAGAUUCUUUAUUUCUACAGAGAAAAUUGAAAUCAAUGGCUUCUGAGCCGGCGACCUUCGUGGCUUACAAGAACAGAGUCACACAACUUCAAAAAAAAAUUGAAAUCAUUAAUAAAAAUACAUCUGGAUUAGAAGCACGCUUGCAAAUUGCAAAAGAGUCAAGUUAUCCGAAAGAUAGGUUAACAGAAGAGCUCCUGCUGCCACAAGAAGAAACCUCCCAUUUUAAGCACAUUUCAGGCCUGACAUUUGAGGAAUCAGUAAAUGUGGCGGAUCUAUGUAAACAUCUGAGGAAACUGGAAAGUAGGCUCAAGGACGCAAAAGUGAACAAAGAAACAAAAUAUGUGUCAGUCCAGAUCAAAACAAAAAUAACCCAAGAAAUCAGUCAAAAAAUGCAACAAUGGGAAGAACUAGUCACGACAAAUGAGCAAUUAAAACUCAGGUACUCGAAACUGAAGAUAAUAGCAGAUGCGGUUGCUACUUGGGGAUAUUCAGAUAAAAGUAUUUCUCUCACUGAAUUCAUUUUGCCAAGUCUGACAAAAGCAAAAUCUCUGAAAGAAGUUGAUCAACUUUGGCCUGGGGUAUUUGAUGAUGAUAAUCCUGGCAAUAUUGAUGAAGCUGCAUACCUGUUGGAGUAUGUUGAGAGCUUUACAAAACUCUUUGAUGAUAAACAAUAUAAGGCAGCUGCUAUAUAUGUAGCAAAUUGCCCCAGAGGAAUCCUUCAUAAUAUGGAGAUCAUGGAAAAGUUCAAGGCUGUCACAGAAUAUGAAGGGUAUGUUUCUCCUCUCUUGGAUUUCUUUGAAGCAGUAAUGAACUCAUAUUCUGCUGUCAGACAUCCACCUAUUGCAAAAAUGUCACUGGAAGGAGUGAAAUGUGCAUUGACGCACAACCGAUUGGAUCUGGUCACACGCUGGGUUAUGCAACAGAGAUUGACAUGUUCGGAAGCCCUGGGAGAUGCACUUUACGAUUAUGGAGAAACUGAGCUACAAGACUUUGAAACGUGUAUGGCAUUGGCUCAGACUGUCUAUAAUAAAUGUGGUGUGCAUAAGAAAGCUGUUCUCUGCAUGUGCAUGGUUGGGGAGUUGACUGGGGCGAUGGAAUAUAUUCAUGAUUCCAAAAGGUUCAGCUUGGAUGAUUAUUUAUUUUUGUUGAACAACUAUCAAAAUACUGAGCUACUUCGGAGCCUGACACGUGAAUGGAAAGGAAAUCCAGCAGUCUUCUCAAUAGGACAAGCUGUAUUGUGGCUCGUAUCAACUGAUCCCAAGGAUGCUGGAUUCCACCUUUUGCAGGAGAUAUAUGAUCAAGGUCAAGGUGCUUUGGAACAGGCAAUCCUUAAUGAUGGUGUCUCUACACUGGAAGAUUGGCAGGAAAUUGCAGAUGCAUGCAAUGCUAACAGCUUCAACAAAUUGGCAAAGGGCAUUUUUCGUGUACUCACAUCACAAGAAGGAGGAACAGUAAUAACAUUCACAUCUGAUGAUGAUAAAGAUGGUGCAAAAUUGACAGAACAUGUUUUAUUGUAAUUCAGUCGUUCACUGAGCAAACAUUGUUUGUACUUUUGUAUU